Molecule: messenger RNA, 851 nt
Organism: Racocetra fulgida
Lineage: Eukaryota; Fungi; Glomeromycota; Glomeromycetes; Diversisporales; Gigasporaceae
Source: the annotation of a GenBank genome assembly
CAACAACACCAAAUAUGACAUCUCCAACCGACAAUACCAAUAUACAACAACUUCAAAGAAAGUACAAUACUAGCAUAUUCAAGAUGCAACGCAAAAGAAAAAAAGCAUUGAUCGAAGAAACUUUGUCAAGUGAAGAUAUUCAAGAAAUAAAUGCAAAUACGAUUAAUAACAUUGAGAAUAAAAAGAAAGACAUUCGAAUGUCAGUUGAAAUUUGUAAAGAAAACAUUUUUCAUAAAGAUGACAAAGUUGAAAUUAAGCAAGCACUUAACCAAGAAAAGAUUGAUGAUUUGCAUUUGGCGGUUCUAAAAUCAUUAGAUAAAGGCAAGAUAUCUCAUGGUGCAAUAUCAAGUAUACGUCAAAGACUUAAUAAACAAAUGCAAAAUCUAGUUCCCUUAUCACUUACAAAUGUAGAAGAAGCAUCUGUUGCUUCUGAAUUAAUUGAAGAUCAACCUCAUAUUACUGAUCCUGAUAUAGUUAAUAAUGUAGUUGAAUCUGCUGAAAAAGGUGAACAGCAUUUUAUAAUUGAUAUAUUAAAUUUUAUUGUACCUGAGUAUAUAAAAAAAAGACUUUUAAUUCCAAAUAAUACUACUAUUAAACUUCAUAUAUCUGGAGAUGGUAGGAAUAUUCAUAGAGAUUUAGGAUUAAUGGCUUUUUCAUAUUCAGCUUUAGAGAAAAAAAACUAUAUUCAAGUAUGUCGAUAUUUUCAAAAUACAUUAAAAGAUGGUGGACAUGAUCGGUCUAGAAAAUCAGCAAUUCUAGAAAUAUUAGAACACGAAAAUCGGCAAUUAUUUUAUUGGCAAGCAAAUGUUUCUAGUUAUAUUAAAAAAGCUACACAAUACCGAUUAGAAUAA